Molecule: messenger RNA, 1820 nt
Organism: Thermothelomyces thermophilus ATCC 42464
Lineage: Eukaryota; Fungi; Ascomycota; Sordariomycetes; Sordariales; Chaetomiaceae
Exons: 2
Coding region: 75-1544 (489 amino acids)
Biological process (GO): peptidyl-arginine methylation
Cellular component (GO): cytoplasm; nucleus
Molecular function (GO): protein arginine N5-methyltransferase activity
Source: RefSeq, a predicted model, not a curated record
AAAAAAAAAACAAUUGGAAAAAAGAAAGACUGUAUCAUCCGCCAUCUCUCACCAUCCCUCCUCCCACUCGAAAAAUGGCAGCCUCGCAAGCCGCCCCGCCAGACGACAGCAUCUCGGCCCGCAUCUCCCCCACGUGCCCGCCCGAGACCCAGCGGGUGCUGACGGCCGCCUGGGCCCACGACCUCGCCGCCGUCAAGAAGCUGCUCGACGCGCCGGGGAAGGCGAGCGUGCAGGACCCCACGACGGGCGAGACGCCGCUGCACGCCGCCAUCCGCUCGUGCGGGCCCCGCUCCGACGGGAACGACGGGAACGACGAGAACGAGGACCCCGCCGACCUCGAGGCCGCCGCCAAGGUCGUCCACGAGCUGCUGCUGUGGGGCGCCAUCUGGAACGACGUCGACGACCGGAACGAGACCCCCGGCUGCGUCGCCCACCGCCUCGGCAGGACGGACUUGUACAACCUGUGCGUCGAGGCCGGCGUCAGGGCCGAGAUGCUGUUUGGGCUGAUGGAGGGGUACGAGGAGCUGCGCAGCGCGGACGGGGAGGAGGAGGGCGAGGACGCUGAAGUGGUCGACAUCGACAUGGAUGCCGACGCCGGUGCGGACACGGUGAUGGUGGGCGAGGACGGCGACGAGGCGCCACAGCUGGUAAAUGUCGAGUCUAACGGGCAAAACGGGACGGCGGCAGGAAAAGACGACGAAGAAGAGGAGGAGGAGGAGGACAAUAAGGAGGAGGAUAAUAAGGAGGAGGAGGAAGGAGGGGAGAAGCAAGUGGAGGAGACGGGGGCAGAGGAACCACGGUUCCGGCCGCCAAGACCCGACACAGAGGCCGAGGUGACCUCGGAGGCGUACUUGCGGUCAAAGCUGACAUAUUCCGAUGGAAAACUUGUCGACGACAACGGCAACGGUGUCAUGAUGGCCUGGGAGACGGAUAUCAUGCGCCGCAGUGUCGAGGCCUUGCUGCCAAACAAGGAGCCGGGGAAGAGGAUUCUCAACAUUGGGUUCGGCAUGGGUAUAAUCGACACCAUGUUUGCCGAAACGAAGCCGUCCAAGCACCACAUCAUUGAAGCCCACCCAGGCGUCUUGGAACACAUCUCGCGCCCUGGCUCCAAGUUCGGCGCCGCCUGGGAGGAGAGCGGCCCGGCUCCGGGCGCAUUCAAGGUGUACAAGGGGAAGUGGCAGGAGGUUUGCCAACAGCUGCUGGCGGAAGGGCAAGUAUAUGACUCCGUGUACUUCGACACCUUUGGCGAAGAUUACUCCCAGCUGCGCCUGUUCUUUACCGAAUUUAUCCCCGGCCUUUUGGACGGCCAAGGCAGGUUUGGCUUCUUCAACGGCCUCGGUGCCGAUCGCUUGGUGUGCUACGACGUGUACACCAAGGUCGUUGAGUUGCACCUCGCUGAUGCGGGUCUGGAUGUCGAUUGGGAAGUAAUAGAUGUCGAUAUGUCGAACCUGGCAGAGGCUGGCAAGGGCGAAUGGGAGGGGGUGAAGCGGAGGUAUUGGACACUAGACAAAUAUCGCCUGCCGACUUGCACAUUCCUAGGUUGAAACACCCGAUCCUAGCACCAUUGAUUCCCAGCAACAAAGCGCCGAGAAGGCCAGAAACGAGCAAUGCUCGCGGAGACCCCACAACGGGCGCGGGCCCCAGUACGUACUUUCUGCCGGCCUCACUCAUGGCUGGCUGGUCGGGGCAUGCCCGUAUAUUCACAACCUCCGGGCGGAGGAGCGCGGAGAGUGCAGAUGGCAAACUUGCAGAUGGUCACGCUUCUGGCAUCUCCUACAAGAGUACAAACAAUGGCCAUCCGGGUCUUCUGCUGCGAGAUC